GGGAAGGAGGUCCGAGCAGAGAACUUCAUGACUGAGUUGGAUAAUGGAGUUGUGCUUUGUAAGCUGAUCGCUAUUCUUCAACAGAAAGUAAAGGAAUGUGGGAGUCCAGAGUAUCAACAGCACUUUACGAUGAGGAAAAUUCCAUGUAAGACUGAUGCUCUGUCCGGUUCGUUUUUUGCCCGUGACAAUACCGCAAAUUUCCUUUCAUGGUGUAGAGCAGUUGGUGUUGACGAGACUUACUUAUUUGAGUCUGAGGGCUUAGUUCUGCACAAACAGCCCCGGCAGGUGUGUCUGUGUCUACUUGAAAUUGGACGAAUCGUGUCUCGGUAUGGUGUGGAGCCUCCUGUGUUAGUAAAACUGGAAAAGGAAAUUGAACUUGAGGAAACUCUGUUGACCACCUCUGUUGAACAGCAGAUUCCUGUUGAAAGUACAAAGCCAUGUUGUCACAACAAAGAGCUUCACCAUGCAGUGAAGACAAUUGCUGAUGAUCCUCCAUGCAAAUGUUCACAUCGUUUCUCCAUUGAGUUCUUAUCUGAAGGGCGUUAUCGGCUGGGAGGGAAGAUUCUUUUUAUCAGAAUGUUACAUGGUAAACACGUCAUGGUGCGUGUGGGAGGAGGCUGGGACACUCUGCAGGGCUUUCUUCUGAAGCAUGACCCCUGCCGGGUGCUGCAAUUCACCAUGUUGGAGGAGAAGAUCAUGGCUUUCGAGAAGGGCAUCUCUCAGGAUUCCGCUCACACAUCUAACUUGCUGGCAAAAUCUCCCAAACCGCCUCCAACCAUGAGCCUUCCGCUUGGUAUCAAGAUGUCACAACCCCUAGCUACAUGCCCUGGAUCUCCCUGCGUGCCGUCUUGGCCCAUGACCAAAGCUGCCAGUGCCCACUGCAGGUGCCCCUCACCAGUGCCACCAUCUAAAUCGGGGUCCCGCCCACCAUCUGCUGAAAGUGGGCAUUCAUCCCACGUGGCGCCAAGCUCAUCCUCCAGAGGCAUCAAGUGUCCUGCAGCGAGAUCACAGUUGCCCCCUCGGCCACAGCAAUCCCCAGCUAGUCAACCCAAAGGCAUGACCCAACCAGGGAGCAAGGAGGCACAGCCCUCUUCCAAACUUCGCCGAACCCCUUCAAAGGCUCCCGGUGGCCUCCUUCAAAGACCUCCAGGUAAAUGCCUGCCAAAUCCUGACACCAGCCCCAAGUUGACCCCUGGGGUUCCCGUCAAGUCUGUUCUGUUUCUCUCCACACCAGUGGUGCCUAGCUCUCUGCAGACCCCGGGGAAACGCACCCAGCCCACCAACCUUGCAUCGUCGUCUGCCUCCAAGAGGCCGCUCACACCAGCAAGAGGCCCUGUCCCGAGCUCCACGCCGAUUCCCCGCACACUGGACUUUGCACCAAGGAAUGCGGUUAGUGCGACCAGGGAUGACACUCGCGUUGAGAAGAAUCAGAAGGCAUCAGCGAAGACCCCUUCGUCAAACAGUAAGAAGCCACUUCACAAUCCUGCCCCUGCCCAACGGACUCCAUUAGCUGUUGUCAAACUACCACAGUCUAAAGUGAUGAGCCCGCAGUCUCCUCGCAUACAGUCUCCUGCAGCCAAACCCACGCUGAAGGUGGUGAAGGGUGAAUCCUGUCUGGGGAAACAGCCUCAGUCAAACAAGAAGAGCCUGUUGGUGGCCUCACCAGCUCCUUUAAGGAACCUGGCUGCGAAAUGCUGAAGUGAAAGUGUUGACUUUACCAUGAGCAGAAGUGACGCACAUAAGCAAUAAUAAUAAAAAAAGAGUUUCUUGGUGGGGUUGGUGCUGCUUUUGUAAGUAUGAACUCUGUUUGUGUUGAAGUGAAUGUCAAACAGUUGUUAAGAUCUGCUGUAGUCACAAUGUUGUCCAGUCAGUGGAGCAUGAACCUUUGUUUCUUAUGUCUAGGAUUUCCUCCCAUGUUUCCACUGCCCUGUUGACUGUUCCAUCUUAUUUUUGAUUAUGUAAUUUGCUCAUUCAGUUUUGUAUUUAUAAUGAAAACCAGUUGCAGUUCUCUGUUUGGCCUUAGCUGCUCCGAUUUUCCAAUUCUCUGACCUCUCCUCAACUUGGAGAGGCGGGAGAUACUGACUGAAUAUAAUCAACUGACGUUAUGUAAAAUUCCCAACUUGCUUUGUUCUGAUCCUCAUUGGCAGGCUGUGUGACAAGCUCAGCAGAGUCCUUAGCUCACCACUCGCCCUCAAUUUUGAGUCAGACAUCUUGUUUCUAUUUGUCGUGGUUUAUCUUGAGGUCACAGCUGAAAUUCCAAUGCAGAGAAGGAUCGGCUCUUCAUCUGUAGCAAUCCAUUUUCCAACUCUUUCCCCCACGUGUUUUCACACUUGUCCAAGUCCUUAUCUAAUUCCCCAUCAAACAGUAUUUUAAGCUUAGGUCCCAUUGCUAUCUGUGGCAAAAUAAUCCCGAAUCAAGCUGGACUUGACUGUUUGAACAGUGAUUCACAUCAAUUCCCAUUGCACGCAAGGUUCACUGUACUUGAUUAAUUAGGCUCAAUCCACCUACAAGAUUGUGGGAUAAUAUGUAUUUAAGUGAAUCCCAGCAUUGCUCACAAUUGGUCUUCGUCGAGUACUCCCCCCACGGAUGUUGGGAUUGAGGUCAGGAUGCCUUUGAAGACUCCUCAACCUGGGAGGUUGAAAUGCGAGAUGGAAGGCUCACCUGAACAAGAUGGCAGAGGCUAAUGGAAUAGAGGGCUUUCAGGAACCAGUGGCUAAUGAAAAAAGUAGAUCAAUUACUGAAUGAGUACAAUUCAUGAACGUAAGUUUGUGCAUCUUGUCCACUGUUUCUCUGCUGAAGGUUAUUUUUGUUUUGUGGCCGUGACUAGUUUUCCUGGUCGAACUUUCUCUAAUUGUUGGAUGGACUUCUGAAUGUAGCUAUGAUAUUUUGACCAAUCCAAACUAUUGAGUUGCCUCCUGAAAUGGCUUCAUUUCCUGAUCAUUAAGGUUAUAACAAUGUGUAUUUAAUUCAGUUUUAUCUGUUUCAUUGACAUGAUGGGUGUUUAAAAUAUCACUGGUGGGGGGAGAAAACACUGACUUUUUAAAAAUGUUUAAGAAUUGCUGAUACAACACUUUCAUGAAGCUUUUCAUCUUACAGUUAUCAGGGCAAUUCACCAUAAAUACAAAAGAAAAUUAAAGGGAAACCAGCAUUUGUACCAGUGUGGGGGUCAGGGGUGUUUGGUCGAGGAACUGUCCUGUUUCAAUUCAACAAAAUACACACCAGUCAUUUGUUCCACUUUUUUUUUAGGGGCACUGUCUUGGACUAAUUAAAAUCAUCUGCUUUGGUUAAAUUCUAAGUGAAAAAAGUUUGGCAGUUAACUGCCAGUCAUUAUUAACUGGUGUAUUUGUCAUGGCAGCACCUCUACUUGAGUCCAUUUAUCAACCAUUCAGCACACUCUCCUCCUCUUCUAUCGUAUAAAUGUUUUCUUUAUUUUGGUAUUUCUUGCAAAUUGCAGUGAGUGCAAAAUGAAAAGCUUCAUCAUAAGUGUCCCUUUUAGCAAUACGCAAAUACUGUAUUACUGUAUCUUUAAGUUGCAUAACAGGUGGAUCAGCUUCAAUAUUUUUAGUGAGCUUGAGUAUGUUAGUUCCUCCAAUACGGCACCAAGGUGAGGGUUUGCAUUCCUGCUUGGUUUACAGCAGAAAUCAAAUUGCAGAUGUAAGAUUGUCAACUUGAUGCUAUGUGGGUUCAAAGUUUCAGUCCAGUGAACAUUUAGCCAAUCAUUCUGACAAUCCUGCUGAAUACUGUAUUUAAAAUUCUCAAGGUUGAAGCAACAGUUCUAUUGUAGGUUUUAUCAUUGCUGUGUUCUGGUGAACUUACUGAGAUUAAGGCUGAAUUUUCUGUUUGCAUAUAUGACACUACAACAGCACUUGUAUUUUGAGUGCUUAAUUAGGUGAAAUGCCUGUUACUGGCAGGCUGACCAGUAUGCUUUACUGAUCUUAAUGGUGGGGGGGGGGAAGAGUGGGAAGAAAUGGGAAGGCACUUUAUAUCUUGCAAUUGUAUUUAUAAUUGUGUUUAUUUGUAAUUAAAGACAUUAACUCUACAGAAAGUGUAACAAUGCUCUCCUAACAACCCAAUAAGGGAGUUGGCUCAAGUGAGGUGAAGGCUGUUGAGUCUUGCUGUUGUAAACUGGGAUUGAAGUUAGUUAACUAAUUGUUUUUUAAAAAAAAAAGCUCAACUCCAGUAUCUGGAACGCACUGGAGGUGAAAUAGAUGUUGUACGAAGUUUACACCUUCACCCACUGUCUUGGUGUUACCUUUUUUUGGCUGUCAAGGAAGUUGGAUCAAGUGUGGAGUGUCCAAUUGGAUAUUGUCUGUCACUCACUUCCUUUCAUUGUUUAUGAUUUCAUGUUAGAAGUUCCACAAUAAGUCCAAAGAGAUUUUCAAUUCGUGGUGUUAGAUGUUUAAAUUCUCUGGUCCUCCGCUCAACAUGGCUGAAGUUGAGUGAAGCAAUGGGCAGGCAAUGGACGCCAGUCCCAUGGCCAAACCAGCUACCAUGCCAUGUUACUGUCAUUCAGAUCCCAGUACUAUAUCACUUGCAAUUUCAUGUGAAAUAGACAAAAACAGAUGAUUACCCCAGUGUAAUGUUUGAAAAUUUGUCAUGCACAAGCACCUAAAAGAGUCAUAGGAGAAUGGAUUCUUGUAACUUGUUUGUUAACUUGAAUUUAUACAGCACUUACAAUGCUGAGCAACUUGCUAAUUGGCCGAUCUAUUACUUGGGAAAUGGGGUGAGUUGGAGGAAUGGCUGCUGUGGGGUCUUCAGUUCCUGAACGAACUUUGGAGUGAGGAGUUGGGCCAGCUUUAGCAAUUUGAGGGGGAAGCAGUUGCUCUGCUGAUCACUAUUUAGUUUAUCCAUGGCUUCUUUUGCGUUUGGGCAGGAUUAUCGUCAACUGCCAAACCAGCUUGUAGUUACGAGGUCUGGUUAAAUUUCUCCAGUUAAAUGUCCUGCCAUCCCUACAUAAAAUCGAUCUGGAUUGACACUUCGUCAUGGGAAUUUGAUCUGUUCAUAAGUAUGUAAAUAAAAUACACCUCCUGCCCCACUCUUUCAAGGCAGUGUGGUGAAAGUAAAGUAUACAGUCACAUGACUGGUAAAAUAAUCAUGGUGCUUGCAAUAUGUUCCUGAAUUGUGUAAAAGGCUCUGAUGCCUUAGUUUUGUGUUACAAUAGUGAGAUGAGGUUUCCCUUUGACCAAGGUGCAGCAUGAGGCCAUUGUGCUCCUUGACUCUGCUCUGUAAGUCUUGGGUCAUAGCUCAUCAGUAUCUCAGUCCUUGUACCCACGUUUACUUAAUAUGCCUUUGUACACUAGGACACAAGUGGAAGCACAAGUAAAUGGUUCAGUCUUUGAAGCCUGCUCCAUCAAACAACUUACUGAAACUGAUUUUGGGCUUCAACUCUAUUUUCCUGCUCACUCCCUGUAUUGACUCUUUUUUCCCCCCCGAGAUAUCCAAAUUCUCUAUCCUAGCCUUAAAGUAUGCUCAAUGAUGGAUCAUCCAUGGACCUCCUAAGGUGGAAGAUUCCAAUAAUUAAAGCUGUUAAGUGAAAUUCUCAAUUUUUCCUUAAAUUCUUAUCUCAGUUCCAAAUAAUUGUCCCUUUAUCCUGAGAUUUGUAACCUCCACCCCCGUCCCCCCACAUCCCCAAACAAAAGUCUAGUUUCUUUCCACCAGUGGCAUUCUCAAUCUCAGUUCCACAGACCCAACAGAAGUCUAUCCCGAACGCUGCUGAAAAGAGACUUGUCUUGUUGAAGGUUUUUGUUAUGCAUCUAUUGGGACAAUUUGUAAUUCAAAGGGAAAACCUUGAACUAAAUAGUUGAAAGCCAUUUGAUGGUAUACUUCUCAACCUACUUGGUUAAAGCCAGGAAGUUUACUGCCAAUCAUUAUUAAUUAGUGCAUUCUCCAAGGCAGCACCUCCUACUAGUCAGAGUCCAUUUACCAACUCAUCAGCACCGUCUUCUCAUGCACUAUAAAUGUUAGUUUUCCCCUUAAAUCUUUAUUCUUGCAAAUUUUCCUGAUGAGUGCAAGACAAAAAAAAUGAACAAAAUGUCAGUUUUUUUUCAGCAAUAAAAUUCUGUACUACCAAAUGACUAAAAGUCUAUCCCUUUAACUUAGUUUUGAAUGACUGCUCACCUGCUCAGAUUUUCACUAACCAAUGUUGUGAAGAAUUGACUCCUGACGUCCUCUCUGAACCGUCUGACCCUAACUUUAGUAUUUGCUCAGUGUUCUGUAUACCUUGCACUAACAGAAAUAGUUUCUCUGUAUUAACUCUAUUGAUUCCUGUUUAUAUUUUAAAUCCUUCAAUUGGAUCACUCCAUAAGCUUUUAAAACCAAUUGGAGUACAAGCUGUUUAUGCAAUCCAUAUUUGUAUUUGCUUACUUUCUGUCGAGAUAUCCUUAGUUACUUCACAACCAGUUAGAUAUUUUAUGACUUAGAAUUUGAAGAGUAGCCAUUGCUUUGUGAUUUUAAAAACGUACAUUUCAGUUUUGAAUACUUGGCUAUGCAACAUGGUCUAGCUGUUAGAGCAUUGUAUCACCUAUCGGUGAAUGUUAAAUAUUAUUGACGUGUAGUUUGUGGUGGGAGGGGGUUGCUUUCUUUGGCAGUCAUUUACUUAGUGCACUAAGUGUUUGUUUUGCAGCUUGGUAGAGAAAACCGCUGAGUUCAUGUGGCUGUUCGACAGUCAAUGACCGUUUGAGGGGAUGCCUUCCUGGGCGGCAAUAACUGGAAAGCAGCGGAGGUUCUUGGGACCACUGUCCUGCUCCUUUAUCAGUCAAAAAACUUUCAUGCAGAAAGUUCAUUUAAGAAGUGAGUGAUGGUCAUUCAAUUGAAGUUGGAAAUUACUGUGCCUAGUACUGUACCAACAUUGUAUUCUAUUCUGAUACUAACCUUGAAACUGACUUUGAAAUGUACCUGCAUCUCAAAUAUUCAGGUAUGAAAAGUGAAAAAAAUAUUGGCUGGAAUUUGUUGAAUGAAAUGGAAGUUUUUUUGUUUGAAAGCUUGUGCCUAGCAUUUCAAUAUACAAGACACCUUUUGCUCCAUGUUCUAAAAGAUUGUCAUCAGGGUGCAGGCUCAGGUUGUGUUUGUCUUGCACUUAAUCACAGUGUGAUACAAUUUAUUUGGUUUCAUGAGAAGCUCAAAGGAAGUUUGGUAUUAAAAAUCAAUGCAGGAACUUUAUUUUUUUUAUGUAUAAUCCCCAACAAGGGAUUGAACAAAACAUUCAGCAACUGUUUGGUAAACUGCCUGGCUUCAAAGAGAGGGUUGUACCAGAUUCUGCAGUUUGCAUCAAUUGCACUUUACAGAUGUUACACACUGUCCUGUACCUAUUUUAAUAAAAUGUAUUGUGCUCUGA
Molecule: messenger RNA, 7333 nt
Organism: Rhincodon typus (whale shark)
Lineage: Eukaryota; Metazoa; Chordata; Chondrichthyes; Orectolobiformes; Rhincodontidae
Product: GAS2-like protein 3
Exons: 6
Coding region: 28-1698 (556 amino acids)
Biological process (GO): actin crosslink formation
Cellular component (GO): actin filament
Molecular function (GO): actin filament binding; cytoskeletal adaptor activity; microtubule binding
Source: RefSeq, a predicted model, not a curated record